This is a messenger RNA of Manacus vitellinus (golden-collared manakin), 1978 nucleotides long. It is a transcript of the gene MZT1, whose product is annotated as mitotic spindle organizing protein 1. Gene Ontology annotation, biological process: mitotic spindle assembly; microtubule nucleation by interphase microtubule organizing center; gamma-tubulin complex localization. The coding region runs from base 86 to 304 and encodes 72 amino acids. NCBI's taxonomy places the organism in Eukaryota, Metazoa, Chordata, Aves, Passeriformes, Pipridae. The record is from RefSeq and is a predicted model, not a curated record. Gene Ontology annotation, cellular component: spindle; centrosome; gamma-tubulin ring complex. The transcript has 3 exons.
CGCUGCGGUGGGCUCUCACGUGGGGCCGGAGCUGGGGCGCAUUCCGGUUCCGGGGGAGGGGAUGUGAGGGCGGUGCGGGGUCGCCAUGGCGAGCAACGCCGCCAGCCUGAACGCGGUCCGGGAGACCAUGGACGUUCUGUUUGAGAUUUCAAGAAUAUUAAACACUGGCUUGGAUAUGGAGACAUUGUCUAUUUGUGUGCGGCUUUGUGAACAAGGGAUAAAUCCAGAAGCAUUGUCAUCUGUUAUUAAAGAACUACGCAAGGCUACAGAAGCUCUAAAGGCUGCUGAAAAUAUGACAGGCUAAUAUGGGCAAAGAUUUCUGCAUGAGAAGAAUGCCAAGAUAAACUUAACAGGAGCUCUGAAGAUUGCCAUUAUUCAGACAAAAAUGAAUUAAGUGUGUAUGCAAAGGUUUCAGAAUAUUUCUGUAAUAUUAUUCAAAAGAAUGGUGCAUAUAAUAGCUUUGAAAAAUUUUUUAAUAAGUUCACCAGUAAUAUCAUUACAUGGUAUUUUUGUGAACUGUUUGUGAAUAUAGUGCAAUUGCUCUUCUUUGGCAUCCAAUACUUUUAAAAUCAUGCCAGAUACUGUACAUCUGUUGAAUUUACUAGCACAUAUCAAUGCAUAUUGUUAUAAUGAAUGCAGCUUUGUUAAUGCAUCCUUUGGAAGUGCUAGUAUAUCCUGGGUUUUAUCUCUUGCUUUGAUGAAAAACUACGUGUACAAUUUUAGCCUUGCUUUAUGGACCAUAGAGGAAUGAAGCCUAGACUGACUUUAUUUUAAUUAGAGCAAGGCCAGUGAUUUAAGUAUCAAUUUGAAAAUAAGAAGUAAAGCAUUUUUGAUAAUAUAGGUAAUGAAUUGUCCUUUUGAUUUUGAUUCAAAUUGCUGGGAAAACUGUUUCACUUAGGUAACAAAGGUACUUCAGUUAUCCAUGCAGAAAUGUAUGUAAAUUUAAAUUCUAGAUGAUGUGGGAUGUUUUAUGGAGAUUAAAUGCUACAUUUGUUACAUUUGUUCCAACUACUGGAUCUAAAAAUAUUAAGUCUGUCUGUUAUUUCUUAGUCAAAGCAUGAAUGAGAAGCAUCAGAUUUGGUUCAUGGGUAUCAAUGAGACUUAAACAGUCAGUUGGUGUAGAAAUGUCUUCUCAUUUAGAACUAGGAGUCUUCACUAGUGCCAGAAGAAGUCUUAAUUUCCAGUAAAUAUCCUUUCAUCCAGAAAUUCUACUUUGUAAGAAAGUAGUUUGUUGUGUAUUCUUGAGCUUUUUUGAUUUUGGUUGUCCUAGUUUCAAGGUGUGGUGCUAAUGGGACCUAAAGGAACUCCAGGGUUAAUAGAGUGAAGCACAUUUGGAAAUGAACCUGGAAUCUUUGUUAAGCCAAAAGUUAUAUUUGUGCAGAGAUAAAAAGUUCUUUCUACUCUGAGAGUUUACAGCAUAUGCACUCUAGGUCAUAGCUCUACAAAAAGCAAUAAAGGAGGCUAAAUACUUCAAAUUGCUGGUAGGGAGAAUAGAAAAAUAUUUAUAUUACAGUGAAUCACUUUCCUUUAUUUCCAGUUAGAGUGUCCCAAAAAUCAUUGCAAGAGAAUGCUAUAAAAACUUCUGGAUAACCAAGCUGGGGAACUUAUAAAUAGUGUCAUUUUUCACACUCACAGCACCAAUUUACAAAGGGUUUUAAGUGUUCAUGACUUGAAUAUUGGGUGUAAUUUUUUUUUUAAACAGUAAGAUAUCCUUAGUAUAAAAAUAUAUCAACAAUGAAGUUCCUCUUAGGAAAUCUGAAAAGUCAGUAAAACAUCAUGAAAACACCAGGUCAGAUCAGCACAAAUUAGCAAUUAGCUCUUUACUUAAUUUUCUCUAAACUCAGGGCUACAUGUCAAAAAAGAGAAAAGACGUGGAGCAUUCUUGUUGUUCUCAGGAGGCACAUCUAAAUCUGUGAGAUUACCCUGUGUAACUUAAACUCUGAAAGUUUUAAAUAAACUAUAGCAAAUGUGCCUAAAA